Galdieria sulphuraria is the source of this 1000-nucleotide messenger RNA. RefSeq lists its product as uncharacterized. The transcript is spliced from 2 exons. Lineage: Eukaryota; Rhodophyta; Bangiophyceae; Galdieriales; Galdieriaceae. The record is from RefSeq and is a predicted model, not a curated record. Bases 16 to 909 code for a protein of 297 amino acids.
UAGAGUUGAGGCAAUAUGCAGCAGCAACAAGUGUUGCCUUUUAAUUUGGAGCAAGCUGAACAUAAUAUAAGGAACUUGGCUGAGUUGAUACGAGGUGCAGAGUCAUUGCUGCGAACAAAGAUCCAGCAAGAAGGCAGCACGUCUUUGGCAGUACAACAACUUCAAACUUCUAUAGUAGCUGCAAAAGAGAAAUAUAGACAAGUAUUGACUAUGCACUCUAAUAUAAAGAAGUAUGUUUCGACUCAGGAGAAGAGGAAUUCGGAAAAACGCUCAACUUUAAGCAAAGGGGAGUUGGAAAAGUUGAGUGCUAAUGUUCUCAGUAGAAAAGAAUAUGAAAAUAGAAACUACCAAGGCUUCGAGAAAUAUCCUACAGCGUUCUCCAGUAGAGAGAAGUUUGCACUUACAAAGGAACAGUGGAACCAAUAUGGUUUAAGAGCUGUUGUUCCUUGUGAAUUGGAUUGGAAACAGUUUCCUCCAAUGUUGAUGGGAAAGGUUGGUGAGAUGUUGAGCUUUGGUAUAGUUUUGAAAGAAACAAAAACUGGAUUCCAUUUUCCUUAUUCUGUUCGUAUCUUUGGAGUUGACGAGCAUGUGGUUUAUUGGAGUUGGAGUAAAUAUCACAUAUUUCGCUUAAUAUCUGAGAGAGCCCAAGCGGCAUUAUGUUACUAUAUGGAGAAAGCAAUGUAUUCCAACCAACCCAUAGAGAAGGCUUUGGAUACCUUACUUCUCUGGAUAAAGUCUCAUGACACGUGGGAGGAUUGGAAACUAAGGUUCGAUAUGGCACGAAGCAGCUUUCUACCGCCUUGUGUCCGAAGUUUCCAAAAUCCUUUGAAAAGCUCAGCGAGAUAUCCUCAAACUUGCGUUUAUACGAAACAUCGAAAAUUGGAUUCUUUUAUAGGAACCCACUCUUGAUUAAAAACUAAUAUGUGACAAUUUGACGACUAUUAACAAGACUCACUUUUCCGUAUCUAAAAUACACAAAGAACUAUAUUCCAGUUACCAA